Molecule: messenger RNA, 1406 nt
Organism: Amphibalanus amphitrite
Lineage: Eukaryota; Metazoa; Arthropoda; Thecostraca; Balanomorpha; Balanidae
Product: glycine receptor subunit alpha-1-like
Exons: 2
Coding region: 514-1266 (250 amino acids)
Biological process (GO): monoatomic ion transmembrane transport
Cellular component (GO): membrane
Molecular function (GO): monoatomic ion channel activity; transmembrane signaling receptor activity
Source: RefSeq, a predicted model, not a curated record
UCAAAGCAAGGAUUCAAAGCCAGGUACUCAAAGAAGUUGGAAAAAUACGCUAGGAGCACUUUGUAGCACAAUUCCAGUAACAAUUGUUCUUAGGUUGACGGCAAAAGCUAUCACUUUUUAUGAUGUGAUUCUUGUGAAGCAUGUGAUCGUAAAAAGUCACUCAAUAUGUACUUAUAAGCUAUAUUUUUAUUGAAGACACCAUACUUAGCUAUAUGAUUUCAUGUCUCAAAAAAGGCUACAGGUGCAAUUUUACUUAUAUAGCACUUUGAUAUUCUACAGGUGCUUUUAACAAGUAUCAUCCUGGUUCCAUUCAAGAAACCAGCUUUUCCUAUCUAUUUCAAGCUAUAACCGAAUUCAACGCUGAAGUCUGGAUUCUAAUGCAUUGUUCAGCUCUUGUUACGAUGCAAGUACUGCUAAUUUGGAUCAUGCUUUUCACUGGAACUCAGAAUUUGUGAAAGCACAGCAGUGAAGCUACGGCGCUCUGAAUUUGGAAAGCAUCCUCAAAAAACAAUUAUGAUCAUAAUGCAACGGAACUUCAAGUAUGUCAUCAUUCAAGUAUUCUUGCCAAGCGUGUUUUUCAUUUUGAUCGCCUGGCUCAGCGUUCUGGUUCCACCGACAAUGCUUCGGACCCGCCUGCUGCUCAACUGCACCAAUUUGCUGACAAUCAUCUCCAUGUACUUAUCUGUCUCCAAGACUGAGGCCAAGCGCGUUCCAAAGGUCAGCUAUGUGACAGCGCUGAACCUGUGGAUGUUCGUCACCGUGGCCUUCUGCUUCAGCUCCGUGCUGCUGGUGAUCCUCGACAUCCGGCUCGUGGUGCUGCUGACCAAUCCGGGCCGCAAGCUCGAGACGCUGCUCGACUUCGUCCGACCCAAGAACACGCCCGAGCCGAGCGUCCAGCUCUAUCUGGAGGACGAGGACGAGGAGGGGGACGAGUUCGCGGACGCGUCGGACGUCACGCCCGAACUGAGCGGCGCAGAGCUCACCGAGCAGCAGCUGCGCGUGCGUGUCGCCGAAAAACGCGUCGAGUGGCUGGCUAGGACGGCUGGCUUCGAGCAGGUCUACCUGGUUGGCUAUCCUGUGCUGUUCGUUCUCUUCCUUCUUGCCUACUUCGGACACUUCUUGUCGCAGCGGAAAGCCAAAAUGACGAGCCUGAUGUCGGCGUCGCAGUCAAAUGACACGCUGUACCCGGGCUGCUAUUGUUUGCUGGAGGACUUCGACAAGGGCUGCAUGACGGAGCAGGACUACAUUGACAAUCAGCUGACGUGAUCAGCUAUCAGGUUAGGUCUGGCACUGGCCAGCAAGAAAGAGUGCGUAACUGUAUAGCUUAUAGGGGCGAUUCAAAGGAGCAGUGGUAGUAACUCAAGUGAAUGUGUUGAGCAAUAAAAAACUGAUAAUAUUUCAUAUAA